CACGGCCAGUCAAUGGAGUCAAACGGUCAGAGGAAACGAGGCCAUAGCAGAUUUAAAGUGUAUUUUCUCUUUAAAUAACCACCGGGAGGAGAUAAAUGCUAUUUUGAUAAUCAUGGCCGUCGGGGCGUAGUUUUACUCCAAAUACGUGGCACGUCUGCAGCCGACGUGUCGCCCCACAACAAUGGCGGAACCUGGUCCGGUGGUCGCACAGCAGAAUUUGGACAGGAGCUGCUGGGUGUGCUUCGCCACAGAUGAGGACGACCGCACGGCGGAGUGGGUGCGGCCGUGCCGGUGCCGGGGCUCAACAAAGUGGGUCCACCAGGCCUGCCUGCAGCGCUGGGUGGACGAGAAGCAGCGAGGCAACAGCACGGCGAGGGUCGCCUGUCCGCAGUGCAACGCAGAAUACCUCAUCGUCUUCCCAAAACUAGGUCCGAUCGUUUAUGUUCUGGAUCUGGCCGACCGGCUCAUCUCCAAAGCCGGCCCCUUCGCUGCAGCCGGUAUCAUGGUGGGCUCCAUCUACUGGACCGCCGUCACGUACGGCGCCGUCACCGUCAUGCAGGUGGUGGGCCACAAGGAGGGCCUGGACGUGAUGGAGCGGGCCGACCCGCUCUUCCUGCUCAUCGGCCUGCCCACCAUCCCCGUCAUGCUGAUCCUGGGGAAGAUGAUCCGCUGGGAGGACUACGUCCUGCGGCUGUGGAGGAAGUACUCCAACAAGCUGCAGAUCUUCAACAGCAUCUUCCCAGGCAUCGGCUGUCCGGUGCCGCGGAUCCCGGCCGAGGCCAGCCCUCUGGCCGACCACGUCUCCGCCACGCGGAUCCUGUGCGGCGCUCUGGUUUUCCCCACCAUCGCCACCAUCGUGGGGAAACUCAUGUUCAGCAGCGUCAACUCCAACCUGCAGAGGACCAUCCUGGGCGGCAUCGCCUUCGUGGCCAUCAAAGGGGUGUUCAAGGUCUACUUCAAGCAGCAGCAAUACCUGCGCCAAGCCCACCGCAAGAUCCUCAACUUCCCAGAGCCGGAAGAGGCUUGAGGUGGCGCUCUGCUGUCGGUGAGGAUGAACCCCGCCCAACACUCAGCUUCACCCUUACUGCAACAAGCCCCGCCCCCUCCCAGCAGUUGCUACGGAGACCGACUGUGUCGCCGCUUCCCGCCCCGGGAGCGACGGCACGGGAAGCGAACUGGAGCCUGCUUGCAGUCAGUGUGUGGCUACGCUAACACCACACGGCUAACACACCCACUGCUAUCUGAAAUAAAGACGCAGGGCAUGCGUGAAGAAGAA
Poeciliopsis prolifica (blackstripe livebearer) is the source of this 1276-nucleotide messenger RNA. RefSeq names its product membrane-associated ring finger (C3HC4) 5 (gene marchf5). The record is from RefSeq and is a predicted model, not a curated record. Gene Ontology annotation, molecular function: zinc ion binding. The transcript is spliced from 7 exons. Lineage: Eukaryota; Metazoa; Chordata; Actinopteri; Cyprinodontiformes; Poeciliidae. Bases 182 to 1027 code for a protein of 281 amino acids.